Molecule: messenger RNA, 1640 nt
Organism: Marmota monax (woodchuck)
Lineage: Eukaryota; Metazoa; Chordata; Mammalia; Rodentia; Sciuridae
Product: Golgi apparatus membrane protein TVP23 homolog B-like
Exons: 2
Coding region: 408-833 (141 amino acids)
Biological process (GO): vesicle-mediated transport; protein secretion
Cellular component (GO): Golgi membrane
Source: RefSeq, a predicted model, not a curated record
CCGUGGGUAGUUGUCGCGGAGGUGUUCUGGGUGCUCGGAGGCCCUCGUAGGAGACAGUGACCCAGGAGUCGUCGAGCUCGGGAAGCUUGGGGGUGUGGAGAGGAGAAGCCCGUCCUCAACCAACGCCCAGCGCUGGGCGGCUCCGAUGCUGGGCUGCAGAAGUUCUCUGUAUGGGGUGCCCUGCAAUCCUGUAGGAAUAGGAGACGCUGGCAGAGCCUUGCGUUCAGGACAGCAAUGAUGAUACUGAAGAUGUUUCAUUGUUUGAUGCAGAAGAAGAGACAACUAAUAGACCAAGAAAAUCCAAAAUCCGUCAUCCAGUGGCAUCAUUUUUCCAUUUGUUCUUCCGAGUCAGUGCCAUUAUAGUCUAUCUUCUCUGUGAAUUGCUCAGCAGCAGUUUUAUUGCCUGUAUGGUGACAAUUAUCUUAUUGUUGUCAUGUGACUUUUGGGCAGUGAAGAAUGUCACAGGUAGACUGAUGGUAGGCCUUCGGUGGUGGAAUCAUAUUGAUGAGGAUGGAAAGAGUCAUUGGGUGUUUGAGUCCAGGAAGGCAUCUCCUCAGGAGAAUAAAACUGUUUCAGAAGCUGAAUCAAGAAUCUUUUGGUUAGGACUAAUUGCCUGUCCAGUACUGUGGGUGAUAUUUGCCUUUAGUGCUCUCUUCUCCUUCAGAGUAAAAUGGUUGGCUGUGGUUAUCAUGGGUGUGGUACUACAGGGUGCCAACCUGUAUGGUUACAUCAGGUGCAAAGUGGGCAGCCGGAAGAAUUUAACCAGCAUGGCUACCUCGUAUCUCGGAAAGCAGUUUUUAAAACAAAACACCGGAAAUGAACAGACUUCUUGAAUAGAGAGAAAAUUAUGUUUUCUGUGAUAUUGGGGACUGGCCGAAGAGAUUCUUGAUUAUGAACUGUUUAGACCUCAGUCCGGUUGCAAAGAGGAGCAUUGGGUUUUUUUGUUUGUUUUCACUUACAAAGUUACUAUGAAAACUGUUUUCCUUUUUUAAAGAAAGUUUUUGUUUUUAUUUUUUUUUCUAAUAGUUGAGGCUGGGAAAUAUGAUAUCAUUAAGAACAUUGUCAGAAUUUAUUUUAUGGUGUACAUAUGUAUGCAUAUAGUAAUGUAUCCGUAUAUCCCAAAUUAAUGUGUUAGUUUACAUAUGUUACAGAGAUAUUUGUAUUUUGAUCCAUAGAAAAUAGAAUGUUCUUAGUCAAAGGUGUCUAAGUUAUUUUCGGAAAUAAGUUGAUUCCAUGAUUAAGAGUAAACACUUGGCUUGUGUAUGAGUUAAAAUGUAGAAAAGAUUGUUAAUUUUAAAAAUAUACUUCAUGCUGAAAUUGCUUACCUUAGACAUGCACAAGUGAAAACAAAAUUCAGGCUGGUAGUAUUAACUAGUUUCUAAAAUUUCUUUUAUUUUUUUACUUAAGGCCUAAAUAAUAAAAGGAAUCUUUAUAGUUUAUGUUUAAGGGAUACCCAAGGGAUUGCUGCUGUUCUAUUUAUUUUGUGGAAAGGAUGGUCAGAUUUUAUUUUGGAACUUCCUGGAAACUCUUCAGUGGUCUCUGGACUAAUAAAAUCUUUUAGUACUAAAUGAAUAUUGUUCUUAUGUCUUAGUAAGAAUAAUCAUUUAAAUACUUGGCAUAAUAAAUGCCUAAAGACAUUA